UGUGCUAAAAGCUUGAGCUGGUUGAAGAAGUUAGGGUUUCGGGUUCAAUGAAUUCAGAAGAAUUAGAGAAAGAAAUCGAAGAAAUGAAACUGAAUGAGAAAGAAAACGAGCAUGGUUCACAUACUCAGAGCCAAUUGCAGUUCACUUCCUUCACUGAACUUGUCAACGAUGCUAGCCUCCAUUUUCAGAUCACUCGCUUUCCCAAACAGAUAUUUGUGUGGAUUGGGUAUAACUCUGCGAAAUUGGGACUGGUUUAUGCUGCGGCUUCGACUCGGCCGAACAAUGUGGUUUCUGUAACUUCUAUACUUGGAGGGAAUUCGGAUAAUACAGGUUCUGGGAUUGCUCGGCGAUUAGUGUUGAAAACUGGUCUCAAUAUAAUUAUGGCUUGCAAUAUUCCGAAAAAUAGUCCCAUGGUUGAGAUAGAAGCUGAAAAAAUAUUGAUACGGAAACUAAUUAGUCUGGGAUAUACCAAGUCAAGAUUGGAAGGAACAUCUUUGUAGCAUGGGCAGAAGAGACUUUUUAUGCAUGCCAAACAUGCAUUAUCAUUUAUCCCAAUGUGACCUAUAAUUUAGAAGCCAUGCUAACUAUUGAAGACUUUUAGCCUUGUUAUUGUACACAACAGUUACAAACAUUCCUCCGACGCGUCGAUGCAAAUGAGAUCACCAUCGUUGUUCCAAAUGUUUAAGGAUCAUAGAAAAAAUAGAAAUUUUCUUGUAUGCUUGAUUUUUAUAAGUUCUUGCUUGCUUUUUGGAACCUUUUGCUGGUAAUGAUAUUGAUACUGCUUUCCUUGAAGGCUUGACCAGAAAAUUAUGCUUUUUUUAAACCUAUAACAGUCUUCUUUAAGGGAA
Molecule: messenger RNA, 848 nt
Organism: Vicia villosa (hairy vetch)
Lineage: Eukaryota; Viridiplantae; Streptophyta; Magnoliopsida; Fabales; Fabaceae
Exons: 5
Coding region: 48-500 (150 amino acids)
Biological process (GO): proteasome assembly
Source: RefSeq, a predicted model, not a curated record